CCAGGCCCCUCUUCUCUCUCCGUCUCACUGUCUCUCUUUCUGGCCCUCUAUCAGUUUCCCGACUGCUUUGAAUUCAGCUUUCCUCUGCCACAAACUUCUACUGUGAUGUUUCUGCCCUGGAGCCAGCUGACAAAGGACUGAACCUUAAAACCGGAUGCAGGGAAGGCAUGCAUGAAGGUUUAGCUGUCACUUGUGGAAACUGCAGACACGGAAGUCUCCCCAUGGCACCUCAUCACAUCCGCAAAUACCAGGAGACUGACCACAAAAGGGUCCUGGACUUGUUUUCCAAAGGGAUGAUCGAGCAUGUCCCUGCCACCUUUCGCCACAUGCUGAAGUUGCCACAAACAUUCUUGCUCUUACUUGGGGUGCCCAUCACCCUACUCCUGGCCUCUGGCUCUUGGCUCCUGGCUCUUGUAUCCAAUGUCACCUUCCUUGUUUUCCUAUGGCUGUUGGCCAGACAGCCUUGGAGAAAGUACGUGGUCAUGUGUUUGCAGACAGAUCUUGCUGACAUCACCAAAUCCUACUUGAGGGCCCGUAGUUCCUGCUUCUGGGUGGCUGAGUCUGGGGGGCAGGUGGCAGGCAUAGUGGGUGCUUUGCCAGUGAAGGAUGCCCCCCCAGGGAGGAAGCAACUGCAGCUGUUUCACCUCUCUGUGGCCUUGGAGCACCGAGGUGAAGGACUAGGGAAAGCCCUGGUCAUGACUGUCCUCCAGUUUGCAAGGGCUCAGGGCUACAAUGAGGUUGUCCUUGAUACUAGCAUAGUACAGCAGGCUGCUUUGACCCUCUACCUGCGCAUGGGCUUCCAGAAGACAGGAGAGUACUUUUAUAACAAGGUCUUUAGACUAGUGUACCUUUCUACCAUUCGUUUAACAUACUUCCUCCCAUCUGCUCAGGAAGGAGGCCCAUGAGCUAUUGUCUCGUGUAUCAGUCAGGAUCUGAUUGACAAUCCUGUAGCACAAGCAAACCCUGGCAUUUUGGUAGAACAAAUGAUGAAAACUCCUUGCUAGUGCACAUCUGAGUCCAACAUGUUUGAUGGUGAGGUGUGGGGGCUUCUAUUCCAUUCAGUGCUUCUAGGUACAGUGAUUCUUUUGUCUAUCACCACAGUAAUGUAUAAAUAACAAGCCGAGAUGAUAAUGUGCACACACGUUGCUUGAGUCUGUGAGCCAGUUUUCUUCUGGUCUGUGCUGGGCAGCUCUCUGGGUCUCAGGAUAUCUAUGCAAAUGGCCAGGAUUGACUGCAGUACUGGUUAUAAUGUGUGUCAUCUUGUCCCAGCAGGCCAGCUCAGGCAGGGUUUAAAGUCAUUUCAGAGCAACCAAACCAAAAUGAGAAAAGAACAAAGACUUCUCCAUGUCCCCACAGGUGACACUUGUGGAAACAUCCCAGACUCAGGAGAGAUGAGACUGGUUCAGUAGUGGAGGAACUGCAGAAUCACAGAGCAGAGGGGCACAAUGUGGCCCUAUGAGAAGAACUGAGCAGAAAUGCACUCACUCUGGUGCCAUGUCCCUGCAGAGGGGUGGAAAGGUAGCUGUGGAUGGAGGGGGAUGUUUCCAUCAGGAGACCUGGGUAUGGGUAUGGUGCAAUCCUGUGGUGCAGGCAGGGCCCAUUCCCAUGGGCCACCUUGACUGAGGGGAGGUCAUGUAUGGAGCCUUCCUAUGUAUCCUGAAGGAGUCAUAGUGAGGUGAGUGUCCCAAAAUUAACCUGGAUCGGCACAUAGCCUGGUCCCAGACACUGUCCCCAAAUGCUCACAAACUCCAGAUUUUAAAAGGUACCUCAGAAUAGAUCCUCCUGUACAAGGAAGAGUUGGGACAUAGGUCAGGGCUGAUGUUUUCAGGACUGUUGCCCUUUCCCAUCUGUUUAGGAUGGGAACUCUGGCAUGUUCAUGGCCACCUGGAGCCUCUUACUUGAUCUGUCCAACUCAGAGGCACAAUUCCAAAUCUGGUGAAUCCCAGAAAACCUUAGUUACCUUUUGAUAUUUGAUCAGCAUGGGAGAUAUUCCCCUUCUCUGGCAUUUCUCCUGUCUCCCUGGGCCACAGCUUGUCCAAUCCUGGCAUCCAGCCUUGUCAUAUACCCAUUUCCCCUACACAGAAAACUUUAACCAUGCUCGUGGACUGGGUCCAUGAGUGACUAGUUGUUCAGAACCACAGCCUCAACUUCCCACUGCCCCAUCCUUUUCUCCUGCCCCUGGUCUUGAAGAUCAAACAUAGAACUCUCUGUCAGCUCAUCCCUCUCCCUCAGGCCUGCCUCCCUGUGCUAUCAUAGAAAAAAGAAAUCACACCUGUUCCCCUGACCCUCCCCAUUCCCACAAUCUUGUGACACACAUCAGGUGUCUUUGGCCUCCUGAAUUGUGCAUAAGUCUUCAGGACACCACUGGGAGGUCAAGAGGAGGAAGUUCUGCAGGUUCUCCAGACUCUGCUGCUACCAGUUCCCUUCCCCAAUGAGACCAGGGUCUAAGGGGCAGUGCCCAGAGGGUAAGAUUCUGAGGGAGGUUUACAGUAUUCCCAGUGUUUUGAAAACUCUCAGGAAAAUGGUUUUUCUCACCCACAUGUACUUGGUAUCAGGACAUGUUAGGGCUAAGAAGCCUGAGGGGUAGAGGGGGAAGGACGGGCCCAGGAUGGAAACACUGUCACACUGGACUGGUGGGUCCUGGGCACUGAGUACAACCCCAUCACUGGUGGAGGGCUCCAUCAGGUGCCAGGAAUCUCAGAGACAGGACUGCAGCUUGGUCUUCCCCUGCCCCAGCACUUCCACUCAGACCGUAAACAUAGCCAGCUGCUCUACUGAGCUCCAAAAGGAAGCGCUCAUUCUGUUGGAGGUUGUGAACAGAAUGUACCCUUGACCUGGAACACUCUCCUCCCCUCUUCCCAACACAUACCUUUGUUCAUUCAGCAACCAUGCUACCCAGAAUUGACUGGGCAGGAAAAUAACAUUUGAGUAGGGAGGAAGCCUUUCAUCCUGCUUGCAUUCUGGCCCUCAUUGAAAUUUCAUCUGUGGCUAUUCACAAUCAGGUCCCCACAUUAGCUGCCAAGUUGCCUGGAAUCCUGCACAAACAAGGGUGGAUGCAAAUUCUAUUAUGUCCACAAUACUAACAUUAGCUUCUGGGUGUUCAUCCUGGACAGUCUCUUUCUGCCUGCAUAUGGUGGCCAGGUUCCCAGGAGGAGAGGGCAGGAGUGUUCUGUGCCUCCUGAGGCUCCCAGGCCUGGUCACCACUCUCUCAGGCCAGAGCAUUAUGGAGUCAAGGAGUGGGUC
This is a messenger RNA of Marmota monax (woodchuck), 3243 nucleotides long. Its product is annotated as probable N-acetyltransferase CML1. Gene Ontology annotation, molecular function: N-acetyltransferase activity. NCBI's taxonomy places the organism in Eukaryota, Metazoa, Chordata, Mammalia, Rodentia, Sciuridae. Bases 168 to 905 code for a protein of 245 amino acids. The transcript is spliced from 2 exons. The record is from RefSeq and is a predicted model, not a curated record.